CAUUUUUGUCAAACUUUUCCUUCCUUACAUUACAUAUCACCAAAUGGCAAUCUUUUCCCUAAUUCUCUACACUGUCAUUUUCUCUUUCCUUCUACAUUCCAUUCUCACCUUAUUUUUUCGCAAACGUUACCCGUUGCCACUACCACCAGGUCCAAAACCAUGGCCAAUAAUCGGAAACCUAGUCCAUAUGGGUCCAAAGCCACACCAAUCAAUUGCAGCCAUGGCUCGAACUUACGGUCCACUCAUGCACCUUAAGAUGGGAUUCGUGGACGUGGUGGUUGCUGCGUCGGCGUCGGUGGCGGCUCAGUUCUUGAAAACUCAUGACGCUAACUUCUCGAGCCGCCCUCAGAACUCGUGUACAAAACACUUGGCUUACAAUUCUCAGGAUCUUGUCUUUGCACCUUACGGACCACGGUGGCGUAUGCUUAGGAAAAUUUGCUCUGUUCAUCUUUUCUCUGCCAAGCCUUUAGAUGACUUUCGCCAUGUUCGCCAGGUUUUAAUUUCUAUUUUACACCUAGAGGUUGGGGUGUUUAAACCGAAUCGAAAAAAGCGCACCAAACCGAAAAUUCAAACCAAACCGAUUAAAAAAUCAGAAGUUUGGUUUGAUUUGGUUUGGUAUUGGAUAAAAAUUUGAACCAUA
Nicotiana tabacum (common tobacco) is the source of this 640-nucleotide messenger RNA. NCBI's taxonomy places the organism in Eukaryota, Viridiplantae, Streptophyta, Magnoliopsida, Solanales, Solanaceae. The record is from RefSeq and is a predicted model, not a curated record.